Messenger RNA from Aspergillus niger, 417 nucleotides. RefSeq lists its product as hypothetical. Bases 1 to 417 code for a protein of 138 amino acids. Lineage: Eukaryota; Fungi; Ascomycota; Eurotiomycetes; Eurotiales; Aspergillaceae. The record is from RefSeq and is a predicted model, not a curated record. The transcript has 2 exons.
AUGGUUCGCUCGGCUCCACGUCCCGCGCGUUAUGGCCGAUCCCUUGCUGUCUUGGGGGCGAUGUUUCAUCAUCGUUGCUGUCGUGUUGGUCUUGGGAGGACCCAUUUGAGUGGCUACAAGCCUCCGCAAUGCGGAUACACCGUUCGCCAGGUACCCGAGCGAGGGAUGUUGUUUGUCCCGGUGAUGUUUGGGAGCCCCUGUGGGGAGGAAAAGGAUGACGUUCAUGGUCUGCGAAAAUCUGAUUUGCUAGGCGAGGCUGUGUCUUGGUCGGACUGGGGCUACCUAGAUAGUAUUCUAAGAAUCUUCAGAUGUGGAUGCUCGCUUGUUGUUUGUUUUGUUCCUGACCCAUGGAACCGAAGUCGGAUAGCAAAGUUGGCACUUGGCAGGCAGAAUGGAGAAAUGGAGAAAAUAGAGUAA